AGGAAUAGUAGUAGCAAAAAUGUAGAAAGGGACAGGUUAAACCACCAAGAAGAAAAGUGGAAAAAAAAAAUUAAUUAAUUAAAAAAAUCAAAAUUCUUUUUGCUCCUGUGUCCCAAUUGUGGCUUCCACAAAUUUUUAAUCCUUGGUCUUAGGUUUUCUCUCUCUCCGUUUUUUUCUCUGCCGAAUCUCUCUCUUCCUGAUACAGGAUCUGUAGCCUGGAUAAAGGUGUUGUGCUUGAUUGACUGAGAGUUGCACUUUCAGCAGGGGUUUGAAACCGUUGGCUGUAAUUAUAGCCAUUUGUGGAUCUCAGAUGGAUGAUGGAGGGCAUCGUGAAAAUGGAAGACACAAAGCAGAUCAGUACAAAACAGCUCAGAGUCAGUGGUUGAUGCAACAUCAGCCAUCAAUGAAACAGAUAAUGAGCAUUAUGGCUGAAAGAGAUGCAGCCAUUCAAGAAAGAAAUUUGGCUGUUGCUGAAAAAAAGGCAGCUAUUGCAGAGAGAGACAUGGCAUUUCUGGAACGAGAUACAGCAAUUGCAGAACGGAAUAAUGCCAUGUUGGAACGUGACAAUGCAAUUGCAACACUUCAAUACCGGGAAAACUCCUUUACCAGUGGUAAUAUGUCAUGCCCACCUGGAUGCCAAAUCUCACGUGGGGUGAAGCACAUACACCAUCCACAAGCACAACAGCACAUGCAUCAUGUACCCCAUAUGGGUGAGCCAUCUUACAAUACAAGGGAAAUGCACACAAGCGAUGGUCUAGCAAUGUCACCAGUUGCUUGCGAGGCUGCAAAGUCACGACGGGCUAAACGAACAAAGGAGACCAAGGGAAUCUCAUCUGACAAGAAAGCUGCAAAAACUCCAAGGAAGAUUAAGAGGGAGAGUGAUGACUUGAAUAACAUGUUUGGCAAGCCAAAUGAGUGGAAGAGUGAGCAGGACAUGGGCAGUGGAGGUGAUGAUCUUAACAGACAGACAGGGGUUCCAAAGACAGAUUGGAAGGGGCAGGACUUAGGGUUAAAUCAAGUUGCAUUUGAUGAGUCAACGAUGCCUGCACCUGUAUGCUCCUGCACUGGAAUCCUAAGGCAGUGUUACAAAUGGGGAAAUGGGGGGUGGCAAUCUUCAUGCUGUACAACCACCUUGUCGAUGUAUCCUCUGCCAGCAGUUCCAAACAAACGGCAUGCCCGAGUUGGUGGGCGAAAGAUGAGUGGAAGCGCCUUUAACAAGCUGCUCAGCCGGCUUGCUGCAGAAGGCCAUGAUCUGUCAAAUCCUGUUGAUUUGAAGGAAAAUUGGGCCAAGCAUGGUACAAAUCGCUACAUCACAAUUAAGUAGACUUAGUAAAUUUUCUCGUGAAUGGAAGAAUAGGAAAAUAGGGAAACAGCAUCCAGUGAUCAAGUAUGAUGCAUCUUCAAUUUUUUUCCUUUCAGCCAUAAAUUAAUGAAAGGACAUUGAUACUUGGCACACCAGAAUCAAGUAAAGGGGACGCUAGUUUACUCAUUCCUACCGAUAGUUGUAUAAUAAAGCCUGCCUUGGUUUAGCGACCAUUAAUAGUCCAUCGUAAGUGAUCUGUACUUGUAAAGUUGUAACUCUAGAUAGCUAUGUAAGUAGUGUACUUGUAUCUCAAGGGUCUGGUAUACCUGUGUGAAAUACUGUUUAUUUAGAAUAGAUUAGGUUGUGUUUGAAUACCGCUUAUUGUUGAAAACUGAAAAUAUUGUAACAAAAUAAUUUAUAAAUAUGUGAAUGUAACCAAGUUUUUCA
Messenger RNA from Quercus lobata, 1750 nucleotides. It is a transcript of the gene BPC6, whose product is annotated as basic pentacysteine 6. Bases 311 to 1324 code for a protein of 337 amino acids. The record is from RefSeq and is a predicted model, not a curated record. Gene Ontology annotation, biological process: response to ethylene. Gene Ontology annotation, molecular function: sequence-specific DNA binding; DNA-binding transcription factor activity. The transcript is spliced from 3 exons. Gene Ontology annotation, cellular component: nucleus. NCBI's taxonomy places the organism in Eukaryota, Viridiplantae, Streptophyta, Magnoliopsida, Fagales, Fagaceae.